UCUGAUGCCCUCUUGCUGCCAUUGCUGCUUCUGCGCUGGGAGUUCUCUUUUUCACUUGAAUGUGUCUCUUCUCCAGGGCUGAGGACGCUCUUUGUAUUGGUAGGCAGCCUGAACUUGUUCCUUUCAGUCCUGGCCAGUAAAAGCAGGAAUUCUAAAAAGCAAUGAUUAUUUCUCCUGGUUCCUUUGUAUAGAGCCCUGUAAAUAGUUUAUUUGGAUUUGAGGGGAUAGAGACUGACAAACAUAUUGAAUCUCUCAGUAACCUGGCGAAUUCUGUGUUCAAAACUUCAAUGCAGUGGAAAGAGAAAUGCUUCUUUGAAAUCAGAGAAGACUUUCAGUGAUCCGAGAGCUCAGGCGUGAGGCUGGAAACAGACCACAACAAGAAGGUUUUUUGUUUGUUUUUUUUAUGGCACGUAAAGGUUACCCUUGAGGUUCCCACAUCCACAUCCUUUACAAAUGUAGCUGGGAUAUUGAGACAACUAGUUCUGGAGCUGGAAAACACUGGGACAGGUCCGAGCUGGGGCGCUUCCCGAGUCCCUCCUGUCACACUCAAUACCUGGGAUAAACAAAGAAAAUUGUGUUUGCCAGUCUCGCUAGCUAAAGUCACCAGAUUCCGAGUAUCAUGCGGCACUCUGGAAUUCCUACAAACACUCAUCAGCAGGGGUACGCUGCCCGCUACGCAGGAACGGCCGUGCGUCGGACUUUCCAGAUAAAAACAUUCAGUACAGAGCUGAAAAACCAUGUGAUGGUCAUGGAUUUUGUGAAGAGUAACUGGUUUCCCUCCCAGAGAAGAGCCAAAGUUUCUAUCAUCCAUAUGUGUCAAGGCUUGAAGACGGCUGAGCAGACAGCCAGCAGAUAUGAGAUCCACAGUCGACUCUUCUCAUCCCCCAAAGAUCAUUCAGCCUGGGAAAGAAAUGAAAGUCUUUCGAAUGCAGGCCAGGCCUCGAGGAGCAUGUUGAAUAAAAGUGGUUGUGCUGGGCAUGGUGGAUUACGGGACAACUACCACAGUACAAGCAAUCAAAUUGCCCUUAAAAAUCUCCAGUCUGAUGUUACAGAGGCGAAAUCUGACUUCACCAAGGAGACCCUGGCAUCACAAAACACAAAAAUGAUUUCAUCCAUGGUAAUGUCCCAGAUGAUUGAUGAGAGUAAGUCAAGAGAAAACAGGGCCUCCUUGCCCCUGCAGUGUGCGAUGGCUCAGUCUCGCGGACGUCACACCAAGCCAUCUCUGGCUAAUCGCAGUGGAGUCAGCAUUCACAGAGCGUUUCCGUUCCUUCCGGGCACAUUAGGAAUCCCAACACCGUCAGAUGAGCUAGGACCUGGGACGGAACUGCCACCCAAAGAGGAGAGCCCCUGUGAGGGCCCCCACAGAGGUUUUGCGUCCAUCACCAUCACGGCCAGGCGCGUGGGCACCCCAGCCAGCGCCCUGGUGUGGGGGACUGUUGGGGACUCUCUGUGUCCCAAGUGCAGGGCUGAGGACACUCUGUUCCGGGCACCCCCAGCUCUGGCCAAUGGCCCCCAUCCAGGCCGGCACCGGAGAGCUUUUGCCUGCACAGAGUUCUCCAGAAACAGCUCAGAGGUGCGGCUGAAGGUUCCUGAGGCCCCCACAGGGUUGUGUGAGAGACGCGAGGCCUGGGUCACCCAUGCGGAUGACAAAGAGACCAAUUUUUCUCCAGACACGCCACUGUCAGGAAAGAGCCCGCUGGUGUUCAGUUCCUGUGUCCACCUCAGGGUGUCUCAGCAGUGUCCAACUUCCAUCUAUUACGUAGACAAGUCUCUCUCCAUUCCUUUUGAGCAACCUCAAAUUGCCAGCCCCAAAAUGCACAGAUCCGUCCUGUCGCUCAACCUCAAUUGUAGUUCCCACAGAUUAACAGCAGAUGGAGUAGAUGGCAUAGUGAACGGAGAGCCAAUAAGCACAGCCCCAAAGCAAGAGCUCGAGGAGGGAGACCAGGACCUCCUAGGCCAGCGCUGGAACCCAGGUUUACAAGAAAGUCACUUGAAGGAAGCCCCAUCAUUGGGGCGGGUGCAUUUGGGGACCGGCACAUGUUCUUGGAGUGAUUCUUUUCCAUUGGAAAACGCGGAAUUUGCAGACAUGGGAACUAACCAGGUUACUGUAAGAAAAGGGAUAAAGGAUCAUGAGGCUCAUUGUCAUGCCAGCGGUCAUGCCAACCAACUGUCCAUUCACAUUCCUGGCUGGAGUUACAGAGCAGUACACACAAAAGUAUUUUCUGGAAGCGACAAGAGGCAACCGGGAGAAGCAUGCCUGACUCUGUCUGCUCCUCCAGUGGAACAGAAGCCCACUAAACAUUUCCUUCCCUUUGGGGAUCGCUCUCCAAGCGAUGACUGUCUGUCUAGAGACCUUUCUGAGCCCACUGAGAGACGACGUCAAAGCUUCCUGAAACCCAGAAUCCCUUUUCCUGGGUUUCUUUGCCCCUUACAAGAUGUAUGUGCAUCUCCGCAGGAAGACAAUGGCGUUCAGAUAGAAAGCAAGUUCCCCCAAGGAGAUUACACAUGCUGUGACUUGGUUGUAAAAAUAAAGGAAUGGAAGAAGAGUGAGGACCCCGCCACACCUGAGCCCUCCCCAGCAGCACCCUCGCCAGCACACCCCGAGGGAGCAGGGAGCCCUGGCCUGUCUGAAGACUGUUCGGAGCCUCAGCAAAUGCCUGCGAGAUCCUUGACCUUGCAAGAAGCCCUGGAAGUUCGUAAGCCUCAGUUCAUUUCUCGCUCACAAGAACGGCUGAAAAAGCUCGAACACAUGGUCCAGCAGAGGAAAGCCCAGAAGGCUGACCUGAGGCAGAAGCAGAGCCUCCUUCCCGUCCGCACCAGCAAGAAGCAGUUCACGAUUCCCCAUCCAUCCAGUGAUAACUUGUUUAAACCCAAAGAACGGUACAUUUCAGAGAAGGAGAUGCAUAUGCGAUCUAAGAGAAUCUAUAAUAACUUGCCGGAAGUUAAAAAGAAGAAAGAAGAACAAAGGAAAAGGGUGAUCUUACAAAGUAACAGACUCCGUGCCGAAGUCUUCAAAAAGCAAUUACUGGACCAACUCCUUCAAAGGAAUGCGGUCUAGCCGCAGGCUGCCCUGCCGACCGCACUACCUGGACCUGGGAGGACUUCACAUGCCGGACACGCCAUUAAACUUAGCAUUAUCUUCAUGAUAGAAAAACACUUAUUUUAUUUUUGAUUUUUUUUUUUCCAUAAAAGAAGACAUCACUUCCUGAAUUACUACCCAAGCCAAACAGAAACAAUAAUCCUCGAGGAAACUGGUCAACAAUCUGCUGUGGGGAAACCCCCCUCGAUGUAACCCACUAGAUACGGUCUCCUUCAUGUUUUUGCUUCUGAUUUCUUCUCCCCUGCUGUUUCCUGCCAAUGAGACAGGCCUUAUACAAGCGAGUUUGCUUAGAUCCCUGGGAAAUAUUUUACAUCAAACUCUUGGGAUCCAAAUCCAUCUCCUUUUAAGUACUAAUCCCAACACCUGCCAGUUAUGCAAAUACCAAAAUGUGGGUCAUCAUUUUGUAUAUUUUAAAACUUUCUGAUCUUGUGCACCACCCAACGCUGGAGGCUGGCUUGGAAACCAGUAGGUGCAAUGCCCGAGGCUGCCGAACGAGGAGCCCGUCUCUUUGUGACCUGGAGCAGUCAGAGUGGCCCUCAGCCACCACUGCCCCCGCACCAUUCCUCACUAGGGAAAAGAAUCCAUUUCUAUGGAAGCUCUAAUGUAACUUCAGUGUUUUCUAUAACACUCCACACCCUGUCCCAUUAAAAAAAAAAAAAAAAAAAGUUGUUUUGUUAAGAAAUAGCCUAAUGGCUCCAGCUUUGCUUAUCUGUUCUUCCAAAUGUUUAUAAUAUACAUUAUUUAUAAAUAUGUGUGUUUGGGGAGCUAAGAACAAGCUAGUUUUUACAAUACAAGUGGAAAUAAAUGCAAUUAUUAUAAACAUGCAAGUAUUUCCCUGUUAUAUAUUCUGUUAUGAAGUAGACAGGCAAGAUAGAGAACAUAAGGUAUAAAAUGCUGCCCAAGGCCCCGCAGGUGCCACUGACCUGCUCCCCAUCCUCUUCCACUUCUGACCACCAUGGAAGUCCUUGUGCUUCUAGAUGCUCCAGUGGGGAACAUUGCCUCCUAGACAGCUGGUAAGAGAAAAGCUGGGAAAACCAUUGAGAGCAAGAUUUUGGAUCCUGAAAACUCCAGAUCUUACCAGGAUUCUUACUGGGAAUGAAACGAAGGUUUUGGGGAUGAAGCAGGAGCCCGGUGACACCUCUGUCCUUCCCUGAAGUUGUCACCCUUCCUUCCCUCCUCCCGCUGCCAUACAUACGGUCCUCUCUGAAAUGCCUUUCUUUUACCCAUCUGCUGCAAACUGUUUAAAAUUCCACCCUGGGGUUCUCUCCUGACACCAUGUCCUCUCUGCCUUCUUUCAGUAUGAACUAGAGACCUCACAUCAGCACGCACUGCAUUAGACCUGUGCCCUCCUGCCCACACAAGGGCCUGACAACACUGUCACUGUCAAGCAUGGAAGCUCGGGAACCCAGCUGCCUGGUUUCCAGUCUUGGCUGCUGCUCCCUGGAAUGUGGCCUUAGGCAAGGGUGUCAGUCUGGGUCCAACUAGCAGAGAGAAACCAUACAGUCAUUUGAAUGGAAACGUUUAAUAUAUUUAAUCAUUAAUCUUAAUAGCAGAUUAGAGUAGCAAAAGGUUGGCUAGUAAGGAGUAAAGAUAACCCUGAAGAAUAUAGGUGAGUACAGCAGAUACAAGGAGUCCUAGAAAGAGUGUCCCUCCUAGCCCUGGGCUGAGAGGGAACCGUAAUGGCUCGGCAGGUGAUGGAGAAGGUUUUAUGGUGGCGUGCCAAUGGAACUUGUUGAAAAUCUAAAAGUCUCUCUGGAACUUGCCAGAGAUCUGCCCUCUAGGAUGCACAGGGAGCUAUCUCCUCAGAGGCACUGCUACAACACCACCUCAGGGAGGGGGCUGGGGAAGCAACUGGCCCUGAGUGUUGCUGGCCACAUGCCACCUGUAGGGCUUGGCGCUGGAGCUGGCUGAGCAAAUGCACUAUCUCUGGGAAGCCGCACCAUUUUCUCCUGCAGUUUCUCUCUAGCAUGCUCUGCUGACAAAGCUUACCAUUGUGUCAGCUGGCUAAGGGAAAAUAUUUAAAGGGCCUGGUUCCAUUUUAACAGAGCAGGCAAAAAGGGUGAAUUUGGAGGUGAGAGGGAAUAGAAUCAGUAUCUGGCACAGCAAGUUAUUUAACCUUGCCUUUGUUUCCUCAGCCACAAAAUGCAGACAAUUAUAGUGCUCCCUUCAUAUGGUUGUUAUGGGAACUGAAUAAGUCAGUGAGUGUUGAAUGCUUGGAAGAAUCGCUAGCCAAAGGAAACACGUCAUGACUGUUUUCUAUUCUAAGUAGAGGCGGAAGUUAGGACUGUCUUGGGAAACCUAAGAGCACAGGGGCUGUGAGUUGGUCCUCCUGUAAUCCCUCAGCUUUGUAAGACCAUUAAACUCAUGGGUACUGCUACAACAAAAAUCAGCCAAUAUAAAUAGGGCGCUUCGUAAAUUCCUUCCUCUCAUGUUCUCGUUCUCAGAAACCAUUUUAGCAAGGUAACAGGCUUACCUUCAGGUUAAUUUCCGCUUUCUUGAACUCAUUAAGUCUCUUCCGGGAUGUUACACUGAAUUUCUAUUUAUACUUUAAGUGAUUUCUUAAAAAACAUUUAAAUUAUAUAUAUGAUACUGGGUAAGGACAGUCUUUCCAGAUAAAGAUCCUGCACAUGGCUAGAUACGGUGGCUUAUGCCUGUAAUCUCAGCACUUUGGGAGGCCAGGAUGGAAGGAUCACUUGAGCCCAGGAGUUCAAGACCAGCCUGGAUAACAUGGUGAAACCCUGUCUCUACAAGAAAUACAAAAAUUAGCCAGGCUGAUGUUUUAAUUUUUUGAAGAGACAGGGUCUCCCUACAUUGCCCAGGCUGGUUUCAAACUCCCUGCAUAGCUCUUCUUAUUUUUCAACAUCCUCAGAGAGUUCCCAAAGCUUUUCCCAAUCAAUCAUUUAAACUCAGGGCCCAACCACUUCUAGACUGUUCUAUGACACUUUUCAGGAAGUGGAUUUACGUUGUUUGACAUUUAAAGAGAGAAUGGAAUGCCUGUUGGAGCCAACCUUCAAAAAUGCCCACAAAGAGCCUCAUCCCCUUUGCAAAUCCAGUGCCCAAUCUUAAACUCUAAAGAAUAAAUAAACAUCAGUUUGAGAGGAAAUGCCACGGAGUCAGGUACUUCUGAGAACAGGUCUUAACUAAGGGGCUAGAAUGGAGAAUUAGGGGAGGAAUAUGACAGCUGGUGUGAGCUGAUCUUUCUCUGGGCAGCUAGCUCAGGACAAAGCUGGAAACUAAUGUUUGGGUGUCUGUUGAACUAAUUUUUUUUUUUGGCUUGUUAUUGUUAAAGUUGUCGUUCAAUGCUGAGGAAGGAAUUUCAGAUAGCCAGCAUUUCUUUUUUAUUAUGAAAGAUGUUAGCAGAGAUAUAAUGUAAUUAUAUUGUAAUUCAUAUGAAAGGAAACCCCUGAAGAAUCGUAACUGCUGUCCUUUAUAUUUCUCUCAGGAGCUGGUUACCCAUUUUCUGAAUUCUGUUGUUAAAAUCAGACUUCAGGGAAUACUUUGAGGAUUUGGAAAAUUCUAAAUAGAAUUUGCCAUUGUAACUUCAAUCAUUAAAUUCUGUUCUGGAAUAGAUUUAUUUACAUCUGAGUCCGUUUCAGUUCUGGCCCAAAACAAUUCUUCAGUGACACAGCUGGCGGCAAGGGGUAAAGACGGUUAGAGGAUAUUCAUGAGCUUAGACUAAGAAGCAUCUGAAAUAAUGUGAGGUGUCCAGGUGGUGACAGCACCAGGCCAUCUCACUGUGGUCUCCAUGACUUCAUGUCGAAGGAGCAGUUUCUAUUUUGGUUGUUUUCUCUGCCAGCCGGUAAUGGAAUAAUGGAAAAACAAUUGCCUUGGUUUCGUUAGCCAGUGUCUAGUGCCAACCAAACUUCCUGGAAGUUUGUGUGCUCCCCGAGUGAGUCAGCAAAUGCUUGCUCCGUUGUAACAGGGCUCUUUGAAGGAGCUAUUUGUGAAACAGCCAGUUGUGGGAGAGCUGUUGAGACUCUGAUGCCUUAAGUUCUCCCAUUUCAACACUUGGUGUAAAAACUGCAGGCAAUGGGCCUGGUCUCUGACUGCAUCAAAUGACCAAUGGUCUGAGUAUGAGGGACAUCCGAGGCAGAACAAGAGAAGAGGAAGUGGGGCGGGGUGGCUACCCAACAGGAGGUAUCUGACGGUUGGUACGUGAGAGCUCUGGGUUUAGGAAAUACAAGAAAAACGAUCCACUGUGGGUCUGUGUGAGAGCGUCUGCAUGAGCAUUAAAAGCAAAGGAAAUACUCUGUUUGGUGAUUAAAAUGAGCUCAUUAGCAGAGGGGUCUACAUUAUAGAGUCCACUGUAUAUGUGCUUUUAUCAACACUUGAUAAUUACCCACAAAUGUUUAGCUCUAAUAGAAACCUUUUGGACGUGGCUGUUGGUGGCUGGGGCAGCCCAUACCUGGGACUGAAUGGCUUUGGAAAUCUCCCCAGCCUUCUCCUGAGCGUCCCACACUGAUGAAACAUUUCCCCACUCAGGCAGGAGGGCAGGCUACCUGGAAGACCCUUGCUACUCCAUCAGACUGCCCCUGUCUCCCCACAGUCACUGCUUGGGUGUGGGGGACUCCUUUGCUCACACAGAUGUUUCAGCCACAUGGAAUGGAGCCACGACUCUGGUGUGUCACUUCUGAAAUUCGAGGAUUUUUUUUCAAGUCAUGUCAAUUGCCUCAGGCACUGUUUAGAUCCUAAGAUCCCCCCAACAGAUGGUCUUAGGUAAUUGCCUGGAGUGUGUGUUGGGCAGGGGUGUUGAAAUCCUUCUAUUUUUUUUCCUUCUCUGAGGUUUUCCCAUACACAUUCUGGAUGCUGCCAUGACCUGCCACGGUGCGGGCGGCAACAUGAUGUCAACCCGUGGCCCUUCUCUCAGAUCUUUUUGCAUCAGGAGCUUGAAGAAUGGAGAGGGGAGGAAGAGACCGGACUUGCCUCUAGAAUCUUAAAAAAAUGCCCGGUUAUUCUUAUUAAAGCUUCAAAGGAAAGAAAAGGCAGCUUAUGAUCUGAAUUGCCACUGAGGAAAAAAUAAAUGAAUGUCUUUAAAUCAUUUUUAUUAAAUAGCACCAAGAGCGAAUGGCAUUGGAAAAAGUGUCCUUUUGAUGACUUUCAGAGCAUUCUUCCUCUGUUUAAACAUCUCUACUUCCCUGAUGUGCCUGAAAUGGUACAACAGCUGUAACUAACAUCAGGGAAAAGAUAUUACGACUGUCACCCGUGCUAACUCCAUAGGCCGGGUAAUAUCCUCUCAUCAAAGCCAGUGGGGCUGCCUGCUUUACCUGCCCAGUGAUGUCAGUGAGAGGGAAAUUAUAAAUCUUUUCACAGCUGCCAAUUUAUAAAGAAAUAAACUCACACUUUUGUGUUUUAUCCGCUAUGGUUCCUCUUGACCGAUGUUAUCACGUGGAUACCAAGGAGUUAGUGAUGACAGCCCGCUUACCGGGUACACGUUGCCAAAUAUGUGCUUAACAUUAAAAGCUACUGAGUACAUAGACAGAGGUUUUGUGUUUGUUUUUGUCUAAAAAUAUGCCCAAAGGCGAGUAAAGCCAGAUUUAAUUAUUAUAUGCUGACAUAGUUAAAAUACCUGGUCUUGUUCUCUCAGCUGACAUGUUUGUUAAAUCAAAAUGACAGAAUAAUUCAGAAUAUUUGUCUGUUAUUGGUUCUUUUUUCUUUUAUUUGGUAGCGUGUAACAUUGCAUCGAGAGACUGAGCCUAGCGCUUUACAAUGGAAAACAAGUGCCUUUUCAUGGAUUGAACUGCGGUGUGUGGACACCGGUGUUUCUAGAAGGCAGCAUUGAUUCAGAUGGUGAUGCGUGUUUCCAUGGAAGCAUUUUUUCCUGAUGGGGUGUUUCAACCCUAAUUACCAAUUAGCAGUUGAUUAAUAUUCCCCCUCCACCCACGCCUUCAGCUCAGGAAGCGUUUUCUGAUCGGUUGCUGAACAAUCUCUAAACAGAGACAAGAACCUGAGCAGAAAACUGCUGAAACCAGGGCACAUUCUGAACAUUUCCCAAAAUAAUGGCUUACGUUUGUUUUUUCCUAAGCACUAACCAAGUGACACUCACCUGUCAUGGACUUUGUGUGUUCCUGCUGGAUCACAGCAGCCUCAACUCAAGCAAAUCAAUCGUUACCUCUUCAUAUCCCAUUCCUGACCUGGCCCUUUUAGGAGCUUCCACCCUACUGCUAACUGGGGACAGCAAAUUAGCAUCUUGUCUCAUCGGAAUCCUUUUGUAAGUGCUGUCAAUGGCUAAAGCAGCCCACACGUGGGACUGAAUCGCUUUGGAAAUAGCACCCCCUCCCCAAGCCUUCUCCUGAAUCAAACAGUUCCAUUUCAUGUACAUGUCCCAUCAGUUUGAAGUGAAGCCCUGCUGAGGCUCACACUUGGCCUUUCCAAGUUCUGCCACUACCACCUCCUUCUCAAGCUUGUGGCUAGCUCCUGGGGAGGGGAUGCAUGGGACAGAGUCUCAGCUCUGUGUCCAGGUCCUUGGGUAGCAAUGGAACUGCUAUGGACUGCAUGUUUAUAUGUUGAAGCUCUAAUCCCCAGUGUGACUGCCUGUAUUUGGAGAUGGGGCCUCUAAAUAAAGUAAUUAAGGUUAAAUGAAGUGAUGAGGGUGGGGCCCUGAUCUGAUAGAAUUAGUGUCCUUAUAAGAAAAGACUCCAAGGAGCCUUCUCUGUCUCUGCCUCUGUCUCUGUCUCUGUCUCUGUCUCUCUCUCAGAGCACACAAGGAAGAGGCCCUGUGAGAUGCCAGAGCGCACACAGUGAGACGAUAGCAGCCUAUAAGCCAAGAGAAGAGACCUCAGAAUGAAACCUACUCUUCCAGCGCCUUCAUCUUGGACAUCUUGGUCUCCAGAACUGUGAGAAAUCCAUUUCUGUUGUUUGAGCCAUCUAGUUGGUGGUAUUUUGUCAUGGUACCCCAAGUCGACUAACAUGGGACCCUUGCUAUUCUCAGUGGUGACAGGGUCCCUUGCCCAAUCUACUGGCAUCUUUAGACUGCUACUCAAGUCUACAGCAGGGGAACUCUCAGCUUGCUGACUGUGCUCCACCUUUGCAUUCACAAGGACUAUGUGUCCCCCUGAGGUCAGCCAUGACUCCCAUGAACUCAAGGCUCUGUCAUGUAGUUUGCAGCCCCAGGCUGGAGGAGGACUCUGCUGAUGCUGGCACAAUGCUGGGUAAGUUAGGCAACCAGUACCAUCAGCUACCUUCCCCAUCUACCCCUGCAGUGUACAGGAGCUACCCGAUACCUUCCUGCACGUGCUAUGGAAGGAGAUGGAAACCUGCUGGAGAACCAAGCUGGUGGAGGUGGAUAUCUCCCCAGGUUAUAUCCUGAAUUCUCUCUGCCCUGGGCAUAUUGGGCCUCUGGGACCUAGGCCCAUAGGCAUAGCUCUUGAUAUGCUCAUGGAAUUCCAGAAAAUUACUCCCCACUCCCCUACAAGGCCUGUUUUUCAAGACGACUGUGUCAUGAAAGAUGUCAAGAGAGUAGGUUUUAGGGCUCAAUGGCCCCUUUUUUUAUUUUGUGAGAUUUCUCCAUUACUUUCUUUUCUAAGGGAAAAAGUCUCCUGGCUAAUGAACAGCUGUUCCCAAUGCAUUUAAGACUCAUGGCCAAUCUAUACUAAUUAUUCUCAGGAGAGCCCUGGGAGCUGGGCAGUAGGUAGACUCCGGACUGACUUCCUUUUAAUAGGGGCCAGAGGUUCGUGGGUGUUAGUCAUCGUUUUCAGUCAGAUGCAACUGGAAUAUGAUGAAAUCAGAAUCACUAGUUACCAUCCCCUAAGUAUCAUCUUGAAGACAGACUAACAUAUCUCUGUACAGGUCAGCUCACCCAGACAGCUUCCUCCAGCUCUGAAACAGAUUGACUGAGCACCAGAUGAAGCUGGUGUGGAUGGGAGAUGUGAUGUCUAAGAGGUAUUUCCUUUAAAAUAUUAGACUUCCUCGGCAUGAGGAGGUGGCCAUGCUUUGAGAAGCAAGGGAACCAUACGUAGGUUUACAUCUCCCAUCUGGUUCUGCCUCCAGGGCAGAGGCUGGAGUGGAAUGAUGAGCAGUCAUUCAACUGCUGGUGAAAUUGUCCCCUCUCUUCCUCCCCGAGCUCAUCUCUGAAUUAAGAGAAGCACAUGUGAAGUGCUUCCCUGAAUAGUCCCCAUUGUACGUGAGGAGAUGGAGUAAGCCAGAGAACACGUGUAACUCACACGGGGUAUUUCAUGUUGGUGGGUUGGGACCGAGCUUUCAACCACGUGUGUUUCCCUCCUGAACUCUGAGCUCUUAUGUAGACAUCAUGCUGCAGAUGGUGUACAUAUGUCUAAGAAUUAAAGAUACAUAUUUUCAGGUUUCACUAAAAUGUUCAGUAAUUUUACUGACCCCAAAAGCCUUACAUUAUAGAAUAGGACCCCUCAAAGCUUUAGGGAAAUAAAAUUUAAAAAUAUUUGCCUUGGAAAGUUGCAUCUUUAGCAGAAUAAGGAAGAAUUAACGUGGUGUUAUCAUGAUGUAGGUUUAUUAUGAUGUGGGAAUCGUGGAGGGUGUGAUGUUUCAACUAAACUGAAAGCACCCAGAGGGCGGGGGUAUGUCGUGAUUCUUCUCCCUAGAAACUGGUACCUCCGGGUAUCAGGACAUUCUCCUCACUCCAGUGUCACCAGCCAUCAGGGCUUGGUUUUUCCCUUACAUCACCCGCUGUUUCUCACCCUCUUCCCUCUGUGUCUCACUCCAUCUAGAAAAGCAAACAUUGCUUGAGUUCUCUCCUCAAAGUCAAAGGUAAUGGGACAGGCAGACCCUUUUCAAAUUCUGAGCAGAAAUUGCUGCUACAUUUGAAUCUGAUUCUGAGAGGUGAGAAAGUUUUCUUUUCUUCCUCAACUUGUAUUUUAAGUUCAGGGUUACACGUGCAGGAUGCGUAGGUUUGUUACAUAGAAAAACGUGUGCCAUGGUGGUUUGCUGCAUAGAUCAUCCCAUCACCUAGGUAUUAAGCCCAGCAUCCAUUAGCUAUUCUUUCUGAUGCUCUUUCUCCUCCAGCCUCAGUGGUUCUUCAACCCAUGGUCCAUGUGUUCUCAUCAUUCAGCCCCACUUAUAAGUGAGAACCUGUGAUAUUUGGUUUUCUGUCUCUGCAUUAGUUUGCUGAGGAUAAUGGCUUCCAGCUCCAUCCACAUCUCUGCAAAGGACAUAAUCUAGUUCCUUUUUAUGGCUGCAUAGUAUUCCAUGGUGUAUAUGUACCACAUUUUCUUUAUCUGGUCUAUCAUUGAUGGGCAUUUGGGUUGAUUCCAUGUCUUUGCUACUGUGAAUAGUGCUGUAAUGAACAUACACAUGCAUAUAUCUUUAUAAUGGAAUGAUUUACAUUCCUUUGGGUAUAUACCCAUUAAUGAGAUUGCUGGGUCAAAUGGUGUUUCUGCCUCUAUGUCUUUAAGGAAUUGCUAUACCAUCUUCCACAAUGGUCAAACUAAUUUACACUCCCAAUGGUGUAAAAGUGUUUCUUUUUCUCUACAAUCUCACCAGCAUCUGUUGUUUUUGACUUUUAAUUAAUAGCCAUUCUCACUGGUGUGAGAUGGUAUCUCAUUGCGGUUUUGAUUUGCAUUUCUCUAAUGAUCAGUGAUGUUGAGCUUUUUUACAUGUUUCUUGGCCUCAUGUAUAUCUUCUUUUGUGAAGUGUCUGUUCACAUCCUUUGCCCACUUUUUAAUAGGGUCGCUUGUUUUUUUCUUGUAAAUUUGUCUAAGUACCUUGUAGAUGCUGGAUAUUAGUCCUUUGUCAGAUGGAUAGGUUGCAAAAAUGAGAAAGGCUUCUUUUUUUUUUCUUUAGACAGAGUCUUGCUCUGUUGCCAGGCUGGAAUACAGUGAUACGAUCUCAGCUCACUGCAACCUCUGCCUCUCAUUUCAACUGAUUCCCCUGCCUCAGCCUCCCAAGCAGCUGGGACUACAGGCAUGCACCACUAUGCCCAGCUAAUUUUUUGUAUUUUAGUAGAGAUGGGAUUUCACCAUGUUGGCCAAGUUGGUCUCAGUCUCUGGACCUUGUGAUCCAUCUGCCUUGGCCUCCCAAAGUGCUGGGAUUACAGGUGUGAGCUGCUGCGCCCAGCUGAGAGAGGCUUCUAAUACACACCUACAGAUCAGUGCCAGUCACUUGCCCCAGGCCAUGAUUCUUCAUCGGUGCUAAGAUGUUCUUUUAGUGGAUAUCUCAGCAUUAAUGUAUUCAGGUCUGUGAGGGACACGAGUAGUGGUUAAGCAAAAGAAGAGGUCCUGACAGCAACAACCUGGGCCAGAAAGCAGAAACAGCUUCCUGAAUUCUGAACCUUCCUGGUUUCAUCAGCAGAGGUGCUUUACACAUGAUAAAAACUGGGCAAGGUGCUGGCAAAUAUACGUCACAACUGCCCUGUGAUACAAAGAAGUGAGAUUCAAAGUUUAUAACUUUCUCAUCCUUCUGUAGAAUACAUGCAUUUCCCUAAACACAUAUAUUAUUAAUAGCCCAUAAAAUAUUAACUCCAUCUAAAAGUACAUUAUUAACAACAUAAUGAGUGCAAUACACACAUCGGUUUUCUCUAGACACUUUAUUUAGAAACCCCAAGCUCUUUUGAUGCUGGUGGAAAGAGACAAUGCUAGAAAUGUUGAUUUGUAACAAUCAAGAAAGUUCACGAUCUUUUGGUCGAGGAGUCAACACAGACUCCAUAGUUUGGUCCAAAAAGCAAGAUUUCAAAUCAAAGACUGCUCCCCAAAGUUGAGAAAACACAGAGGGACUGUGGAAGCAGCACGUCUUUAGAGAUGCAUUAUGUGCUGUUUUGCUUGAUUUUGUUUGUGGGCGCUUUCUAAAGUGGGAUUUAAAGGCCAGGGACCAUAAUUAGGCCUACCACAAAUGAUGUCAUUGUCGUCCUUAAUGUAUUUCCUUAAAGACAUCAUAACAAGGUUCACAGUGACAGUUUACUCAUUGCUGCGAGCUUGUAGGCACCACUUUCUGCUGUAAAACAAUGCUCUGGCUUUGCUCUUUGAAGACAAGACCUGAAAAAUCAGUGCUAUGUAUUUUCAUAAACCAUCAGUAUUAGAAGAUGCACAUCAUAAUUCAAAUCUCUGAAGAGGAAGAAGGAAGAUGUUGACUUCAAUCUUCAUUUAGUCGUUAUGGGACUUCCAGACCUGGAAAAAGCUCAUCCCUACAGUGGCUGAAAGAUACUGUCCUGGGAGGGGCAGCUUUCACAUAUGGUUUGAAUUCAGUUAGCCAGCUCCUCUGAGAGCCACUAGAGUACCAUUUAGGACAUUGCUUCUUGAAUUCUCAUUUGCAGCCUUGCAAAUAAUUUUCAAAGGUCGUUAGACCAUAAGGAGUUUUCAUUACCCUUCAUUCAAGUCAACAGCAAACACUUACUGAUCGAGCGCCCACUUGGUGCCCUCUGCUAGGCACCGCCAGCUACAUCCAGAAAGGGGUGCAGUGUAAAAAAUUAACAUGACUAGAAGCAGCAGCAUAUGGGAGGUAAAAUCUUUCCAAGAAGAGCAGUGGAAGAAACAUUUCCACAAAUGGUAAGCUGUAAGUCAAUUUUUAAAAAAUGAAGAAAAGACAAAUUUGAUUAUACAAAAAUGAGGAAACUGCUUGCUACGGUCUGAAUGUGUUUCCCCCAAAUUCAUAUGUUGAAACUUAAUCACCAGUGUGAGAGUAUGAGGAGGUAGGGCCUUUAGGAGGUGGUUAAGUCUCUGCCUUCAUGAAUGGGAUUGGCGCCCUUAUAAAAGAGGUGCGAGGAAGCUGUUCAUCAAUCCACCACAUGAGGAUACGUCCAGAGGGGCCAUCUGUGAAGCAGAGAGUGCCCUCACCAGGCACUGAACCAGACACUGCACCUAAAUCGGCCUUGACUUUGGACUUCACACCCUUCAGAACUAUAGAGCAAUAAAUUUCUGUUUUUUUAUAAAU
Callithrix jacchus (white-tufted-ear marmoset) is the source of this 14932-nucleotide messenger RNA. NCBI's taxonomy places the organism in Eukaryota, Metazoa, Chordata, Mammalia, Primates, Cebidae. The record is from RefSeq and is a predicted model, not a curated record.